AUGAAAGAAAAAAAUAUUUUAGUGACAGGUACAGUACGUAGUAAUCGCACUGACAAGUGUCCUUUGAAAGAUGAAAAAUUAUGCAAGAAGGAACAGCGAGGUUACCAUGACAGCCGGCUCGAUCUAAACAGCGGCAUCUGUGCAGUGCGCUGGAACGAUAAUAGUGUAGUCACUCUGUUAUCCAGUGAAUACGGCGUGGAGCCUAUACGAACUGCAAGGAGAUACUCAGCUGCUCAAAAGCAAAGAGUAAAUGUACCACAACCCAACGUUGUGCACCAAUACAAUCGUUUUAUGGGAGGGGUUGAUCGGUUAGAUGCAAACAUUGGUACCUAUCGAAUAGGAAUUAGGGGCAAAAAUGGUAUAUCCCGUUACUUUUCUAGUUGA
This is a messenger RNA of Parnassius apollo (apollo), 384 nucleotides long. The record is from the annotation of a GenBank genome assembly. NCBI's taxonomy places the organism in Eukaryota, Metazoa, Arthropoda, Insecta, Lepidoptera, Papilionidae.